This is a messenger RNA of Chanos chanos (milkfish), 2457 nucleotides long. RefSeq names its product outer dense fiber of sperm tails 2b (gene odf2b). Bases 1 to 2457 code for a protein of 818 amino acids. Gene Ontology annotation, biological process: regulation of cilium assembly. The record is from RefSeq and is a predicted model, not a curated record. The transcript is spliced from 18 exons. Gene Ontology annotation, cellular component: centrosome. Lineage: Eukaryota; Metazoa; Chordata; Actinopteri; Gonorynchiformes; Chanidae.
AUGAAAAAUCCCUCAUCCUCGCCUCCAGUUCACGUUCACGUGCCUGAUACUACGCCGGUGCACGUCCAUCUCAGGAGGAGUGAGAAGUGCCAUAGUAAACGAGAUGUGGGAAAACCAAGUGCCACUUCCACAGCGAAGACACGAGCUCCCUGGAGACCUCCCGGAAAGGCUCCAGCACGGAGAGACACUUACAAAUGGGAGGGUUCAACCCAUUGUCUGGAGAUCACACCUGUAGCUGAGGGUGGCACAACUACAUCUCGACUGCAGCUGUCUGAUUUAUCCAAUGAAGAGGAUGAAAGAGGGGGGAUACAUGGCCACAUUAGCAAAUAUGAGAAACAGAUUGAGAGCCUCAUGUCAGAGGUGGACAGCAUGAAGAAUGAGGUGAAGUUGAGGAAGAAGCAGGAUCAGCUGACGCGCCAGUCACAGCAUCUGAGUGCGUGUCAGCUCCUGAUUGAUGAGCAGGAGGAGGAGCUGAUGGGGGCCAGUAAAGGCUUGGAGGUGUCUAGACGCAUGAACUCUGACCUCAAACACACUAUGGAUAGGAUACAGGAGGAGACGGAGCCACACAGGCCUGGGGCUGGACCUCUGGAGCCUGAAAUAGAGACUUUGCUGAGGAAACUUGUUGAGGCGGAGAUAGACGGACAGGCAGUAGCCAAGCAGGUGUCAACCCUUAGGGAGACCAUGGAAAAAGUGAGGAAGGACAAGAAGACGUCUAAAGCAGACUCUUCCACGCUGGGGCGACACCAUGAGGUGCUGGUGCAGAAGCUGGAAGCGUUUGACAACACCAACCGUACCCUCCGUCAGCUGCUGAGGGAACAGCACGGACGAGAGACAGAUGCUCUGAGGAGAUCCGACGAAAGGGAGGUUCUUCUGAGGAAACUGGCUGAUUCUGAAGCCGAGAAACGGCGACUUGAAGCAAAACUCAGUAACAAAGCGAAAGAAGCCAGUGAACUGGCGGUGAAUUUGGAAUCAGAGAAGGAUCAGGCACAGACUGUUGGAGAGCUGUCUAAAGCCCUGGAGUCCACUCAUGUUCACCUGCAGAGGCAGCUACAGAACAAAGAAGCAGAAAACAAUCGUCUUGGCACUCAGAUUGAAAGGAUGGAGGGCACGCUGCAGCGGCAGCAGCAGGAGAUCCAGAGUCUGCUUGAGCAGAUGAGAGAGCUGAAAGGGCGCUGUGAAAUGGACCGAGAGACACAGAAACAGGCCACGCACACUCACAAACAAAGAGCCCAACAAAGCCAGGAAACAGCGACACAACUCUCAGCCCAGUUGCUGGAGAAGGAGACACAGCUGUCUGAAGCUCUCCUGACAGCAGAAAACCUGCGGCAGCGUCAUGCCAAACAGGUGAAGGAAAAGAACCAGCUGGAGCUCGAGAUAACCACCCUCAACAAUCGGCUGACCGAAAUGAGCGAUGAGCUGCGCGGCGCGGAGGAGAAGGCCCGUGCGGAGAGGGAGGGGCUCCUGGACCGCGUGCACCGCCUCACGUCGGAGACAACAUCGACCAGACUGGAGAACCAGCGACUCCAGACAACACUGUCUGCUACAGAGGAGAGACUAGCAUUGUCUCACUCUGAAAUCCAGCAGCUGAAGAAGUCAGUGAAAGACUUUGAGAAUCUUGUUGAAGGCUACAAAAGUCAGCUUCAUAAGACGCGUCUGGAGUCGGAGGAGUACUGUCUGAGGUUGGAGAUGUCCGAGAAGGAGACGCGCAGCUUACAGACCGAGCUGGAGCGGGAGGCAGAACAGGUCCGUAAACAGCUGCUGGGUCGGGUGAAGGAGUUGGAGAACCUUCCAGAAACUCUUAAACGUGCUGAAGAGCAGCUGGCCAAGGCCAGGGAACAGAAUCAUUUAUUGGAGAGGAGAAAUGCUGAGCAAAGCAGAAUAUUGUCAGAGCUCAGACUUCAGGUGGAGGAGCAGGGCAGUAAAGUGGAGACGUUGCAGGAGAAGAACCUGUUAGUGCUGGAGGAGAAUAAACAGCUGAAAUGCAGCAUGGAGAGCACAGAGAGGAAGCUGGAGGACACAAACGCCCAAAACCGAGAUCUGCUCCAGGUCAUUGCCAAGCGUGAGGAGAUGAUUCAUAACACUCAGCUCCGUCUGGAGGAGAAAUCUCGUGAGUGUGACCGACUCACCAGACAAGUGGACAAAGCUCGGGAGGAGGCGCAAAGACAGGUGGAAGAGAGUCUGGACCGGGCCUUUUCCAAAGAGCGCUCGACCCAGUCCAAAGCUCUGGAUCUGGAGACUCAACUGAACCUGGCCAAAAUGGAACUAAACCAGCUGAAGAGGAACAAGGAGGAUAUGGAACGGCGGUUUCAGACUAAACUUCAAGACAUGAAGAACAAACUGGAGCAGUCUGAUAGCUCCAACCGCAGUCUGCAGAAUUAUGUGCACUACCUCAAAGCAUCUUAUGCUAAUGUGUUCGGAGAUUCUGCACUAACAAGUUCAUUACACACACACAUUUAA